AGAAACAUUCUGUUCACGUGAAUAUCAAUAAAGAUUUGUCACUUUGAAGCAUCAUGGCGGCUUACACGACACCAGCAGCUUAUGGACGCUUACUUAAAGUUUUAUUAAAUGACACUGCAAAUACUUUCAUACGUUCUCGACUCAAAUCAGAUUACAGAUAUUGGCGCAAAUCCUUUUAUUGCUCGGAUUCCUUUGCGGUCCCCGGUGUCCCCAUAAAGGACCACUAUGAUCGGCUGGUCCAGAGUGGAUGUUUGCGGAGAGACACGCAACAGAGACUUGUGCUCCUUCAAAUGGCGCAGCUGCAGGAUGCUCUGAUGGACUACAGCAACAGCAUGUACCACAGUCCACCUGCUGCUUCUGCGAAGGAUUCACAAGAUGAAGGGAAAGACUUCACUACAGGAUCACUGGCUCCUAAAAAGGAAGAACCCACUCAGCUGCCUCCACCCCCCAAAGGCUUCUAUAUCUAUGGAGAUGUGGGUUCAGGAAAAACUAUGCUGAUGGACUUGUUCUAUUCCCAUGUCCAAAAUCAACAGAAAAAGAGGGUGCAUUUCAACGACUUCAUGUUGGCCAUCCACAGAAGGAUCCAUCGGAGGAAACAAAGCCUGCCAAAAAGAGGGCUCGGGAAAAUGUUCACCUACGACCCCAUAGCACCGGUCGCCAUGGAGAUCGGUGCCGAAACCUGCCUCCUGUGUUUCGAUGAGUUUCAGGUGACCGAUAUCGCAGACGCCAUGAUCCUGAAGCAGCUGUUCCAGACAUUGUUCACAACAGGAGUGGUGGUGGUGGCAACAUCCAACAGAGCUCCUGAUGAUCUGUACAAAAACGGACUUCAGAGAGACACGUUCCUGCCUUUCAUCGACAUGCUCAAGAAGCACUGCCACACCAUCCACCUGGACACUGGGACUGACUAUCGGACACUGGACAUGGAAACCGCAGGGAAACUCUACUAUCUCACUCAGGAGGCUGGGUCUGAGGCCUUCUUAGACAUGCUGUUUGACGAGCUGGCCUUGCAGCAAAAGAGUGCUAUAGUGCCUCGAGUGCUCAAUGUCCAGGGCAGAGAGGUGACUCUGAGGAAGACCUGUGGCUCUGUUGCUGACUGCACAUUUGAAGAGCUGUGUGAAAAACCUCUAGGAGCCGGUGACUACCUGGAGAUAGCCAGGUCAUUUGACACAGUCUUCAUUCGUCAUGUUCCUAUUAUGACCUUGGAUCUGAAGGAUGAGGCCAAGCGCUUCACCACACUCAUAGACAACUUCUAUGAUCGAAAGGUGAGAGUGGUGAUACAAGCUGCUGCUCCUUUACAUAAACUCUUUGUCCGAACUGGUGGAAACGAAAGAGACCGACAACUACUGGACGAUCUGGGACUGAGUGAUAAAGCAGGUGAACAUCUGUCUCUGUUCACUGCAGAAGAGGAGAUUUUUGCCUUCAGUCGAACAGUGUCCAGGUUGAUGGAGAUGCAGACGGAGAAGUACUGGACUGAGGGAGACCGCAGGCACAGCAAGAAACAAGCAAACCCUUAAAAACGUAUGAACAGGCAAGGUAUAUUACCUCUAUGCAACCAAGUACCUCUAUAGAGAGUUUGUUUUACUUUCUGCUUAAACUGGGCCCAUCUUGGUGUUGCAAUACCGCUCCCUUGUGGACUCUAUGCUGGUGUGUCGUUAAAGGUUUUUGAAGAAAACUCAACUGGUGCAGCAGACUGGUAAAGAGCUGUGCUUCAGAUUAGCUAGCCAAUGCCAUCUUGUGGAGAGAUAUGGAAAUGACACAUAAAUGCAUAAAUGAUUACUAUUAUUUUAUAGUCUACUUAUUAUAUAGUCUACUAGAGUCAAGCAUACUGUGACAAAACGUUUCAAUUUAAAUCUGUAUAGAGUUUUUUUUAUAUUUUGUUACAAGAAUUGUACUAGUUGUGCAAUAGUAUCUUUUAAGUGGUUAAUAGUAUCUUUUAAGUUGUUAUUUUUACUGUAAUUUCUCACUCAUCUUUAUUUUAAAUUUUUGUUUUGCUUUUUCUCAUUUGAAUGAGAAAUCAUGGUGUCUUUUGUCUUGGUCGGUAAAACAAGAUAGUAAUGUGACAGUACUUGAGUUGGUCUGUAGGUGGGAGCAGAGGGCCUUCUAUUGCCACAGAUUGGUCACUGCAUCGAUCCAAAGAUGAGGUCAUUCUAGUGCACCAUUGAAGGCUGUUCUCACUACAGAGAAAGCAAGGCAGCCUCAGUACCAGCAUCUCAGUUAUGGUGAUGUAAUGGUUUUCUUAAUAUUUGAAAUGAAAUAAGAUACAUGCAUGAGCUACUUUUGGGUGCAUUUGAGGUAAAUGCAGAUGAGGAGGCAUGGAGAUUUCAUGCAAGUGUGCUGGUUUCAAAUGAGAUCAAAUGAAUAAAGAUGUUUAAGUAAGAGAAUCCUGC
Molecule: messenger RNA, 2387 nt
Organism: Periophthalmus magnuspinnatus
Lineage: Eukaryota; Metazoa; Chordata; Actinopteri; Gobiiformes; Gobiidae
Gene: afg1lb
Product: AFG1 like ATPase b
Exons: 13
Coding region: 54-1514 (486 amino acids)
Cellular component (GO): cytoplasm; mitochondrion
Molecular function (GO): ATP binding; ATP hydrolysis activity
Source: RefSeq, a predicted model, not a curated record